Messenger RNA from Cladophialophora yegresii CBS 114405, 1167 nucleotides. RefSeq names its product calcium binding protein 39. The record is from RefSeq and is a predicted model, not a curated record. NCBI's taxonomy places the organism in Eukaryota, Fungi, Ascomycota, Eurotiomycetes, Chaetothyriales, Herpotrichiellaceae. The coding region runs from base 1 to 1167 and encodes 388 amino acids. Gene Ontology annotation, molecular function: protein serine/threonine kinase activator activity. The transcript is spliced from 4 exons. Gene Ontology annotation, biological process: intracellular signal transduction.
AUGGCCUUCCUGUUCGGCGGUCGAGGGCGACAGAAACAGCCUGCGGAGAUCGCCAGGUCGUUAAAGGAUCUCCUGGUCAAACUGCACGAGCCCAAUCCAAGCCUAAAGAUCGAGGAAGAUGUCGCGAAACACAUGUCGCAGAUGAAGUUGAUUGUGCAGGGAACACCAGAAGUCGAAUGCAGCCCCGAACAGGUGCACCAGCUCGUGCAGUGCAUCAUCCAAGAAGACAUCCUCUUUGAACUGGUGCGGUCGAUUCGGUUGCUGCCCUUCGAAGCGCGCAAAGACGCCCAGAUCAUCUUCUCGCAUAUCCUUCGCUACAAGACCUCCUCGACCCCAUCCUCACCGCAGUCUGGCGGCCAGGAACCGUCAGCAGUCACAUACCUGGUGUCUCAGAGACCAGAGAUCAUCGUCGAGCUAUGUCGUGGUUACGAGUACCCCCAGUCUGCAAUGCCCUGCGGGACGAUCCUACGGCAAGCACUGGCACAUGAGACAAUCGCCGCAGUCAUCCUGUACGACGAGUCACAGCCCGGAGAAAAGGCGGUCCAGCUUAAAGAUGUGGACGUGAGCCGAAUACAGUCAGGCAAAGGCGUGUUCUGGAGCUUCUUCGACUGGAUCAACAAGGGCAGUUUUGAAGUCAGCGCCGACGCCUUUACGACGUUCAGGGAGAUCCUCACCAAACACAAACAGCUAGUCUCGCAGUAUCUGACGACAAACUACACCCUCUUCUUCACCCAACACUAUAAUCCGACGCUGCUCCUCUCUCCGUCCUACGUCACAAAGCGCCAGUCGAUCAAACUCCUCGGCGAGUUGCUCCUCCAUCGAUCGAAUUACACCAUCAUGACCCAGUUCGUGUCCUCUGCCGAUCACCUCAAACUCACCAUGACAUUACUCAAGGACGACCGGAAGAUGGUCCAGUACGAAGCCUUCCACGUGUUCAAGGUCUUUGUCGCGAACCCCAACAAGAGCGAUGAAGUCAAGCGCAUCUUGGUCCGGAACCGCGCGAGGCUGUUGAAAUUCUUACCCACCUUCCUGGAGGGCCGUACCGAUGAUGACCAGUUUCUGGACGAAAAGAGUUUCCUGGUCAGGCAGAUCGAGAACUUGCCUGACGAGGAGGGCUUGCUGAGGGAACAGCAGGACAGCAACAGUCAGGUCAGAGUCGGUGCAUAG